AGCAGUUGGAUACGACAGUUGGAUCCUCCAGCCAACCUGACCCUAUGGAUGCGACGUUUCACCUGUCCACAGCAACGGAGAGCUCGGAUACUGAAGAUGAUGAAUACGAGAAGCAGCAGCAGCCUGGGCACUCAAAAUCUCGCAGUCGUCAAACAGUAAAUCCGGAGGAGCGGUUCUUCCUAGUCGCUGAGUCCAGCCUGCAAGAACUGUUGUGUGUCUGCCCCUUCUGCAUGAGUGAUGAAGCUCGUGUUGACACUACAACAAGGGGAACAUCUGUAAAGUCUACAACUGUUUGCAGCUGUGGCAAAGAGCGUACUUGGCACAGCCAACCAUGGGUGAAGGACAGGCCACUUGGCAACAUCCUGCUAUGUUCUGCCAUUCUGUUUUCCGGGGUCAACAUCAGAAAAGCAUUUCGAAUGCUUGAUAUGAUGAAGGUGGCCACCCUAACGAAGUCACAGUACUUCAGGACGCAGAAGCAGCACCUUUUCCCUGCUGUGAAUGACGUCUACAUGAGUAAGCAGGCUGAUAUCCUGGACCAGCUUCGUCCGGUGCCCCUGGUCCUUGCCGGAGACGGCAGGUGUGACUCACCUGGCCACACAGCACUCUAUGGUACAUACACUCUUCUGGAGACAGCUGUCAACCGCAUUAUCCACUUCGAAUUGGUGAAGUCAACCGAGGUCUCCAGCAGCAAUGCCAUGGAAGCGUACGGCCUUCAGAAAUGCCUAGCAUUCCUCGAGGUCCAAGACAUGGUUGUGGACAGUUUAGUCACUGACCGCCAUUCUGGGAUCAAGGCCAUGCUGAGGGAGUCCUGCCCACAUAUUAAACACCGAUUUGAUGUGUGGCACGUCGUGAAGGGUAUCAAGAAGAAGCUCAUAGCCCUGAGCCGCUCCACAAAGCACAAUGUUGUAAAACUGUGGAUUGAGAGCCUGACCAGGCAUGCCUAUUGGUGUCCGAAAACGAGUGGGGAUGAUGGGGAAUUGUGCAUCGCAAAGUGGGUGUCGGCACUUAACCAUAUUGUCGACAUCCAUGAGCAUGACGACCCCCUGUACCCAGUUUGCUACCAUGGUCCGCUUUCGGAACCACGACAGUGGCUCAAAGAAGAUACAGAGACCUACAGACGAGUGAGGGAUAUCCUGAUGGCACCUAUGCUCCUGAGGGACAUCCCAAUGCUCUCCUCGCACGGGCAAACUUACGGACUAGAGGCUUUCCACAGUGUCCUCAUCCAUUUCCUGCCAAAGUCCUAUUCAUUUUCGGACGAGGGGAUGGUCGCCAGGACACAGCUGGCUAUCCUCCACUACAAUGAAAAUGCGGACCGCGCGCAGUUGGAGAGGGAAGGUACGAAACAGUACCGCUUGAAGCCAUCCAAGCUCAAGAAAACGUGGGUACCCGUACCUCUAAAGGAAGAUGCUACGUAUGACUAUACAUCAAUCCUCACUGGCGAGGUGUUGUCUCGCGUAGAAAAACACCUAAAGGAGCCUGUUUCUGUGGAAAUUGGACCACCACGUGCAGCAACAUAUGGUGAAAGACCAGCUUUGGCACAAGCUGUGGAAAAGCACCAGGCCAGGUUCCAGAAGUGAGGGUUGUGACCACCUCACACGCUGACACUUCAGACCCCUCAGAAACCGUGACAAAGAAGAAGAAGAAC
Molecule: messenger RNA, 1645 nt
Organism: Ornithodoros turicata
Lineage: Eukaryota; Metazoa; Arthropoda; Arachnida; Ixodida; Argasidae
Exons: 11
Coding region: 45-1577 (510 amino acids)
Source: RefSeq, a predicted model, not a curated record